This is a messenger RNA of Hermetia illucens (black soldier fly), 1055 nucleotides long. Its product is annotated as serine protease 48-like. The record is from RefSeq and is a predicted model, not a curated record. The coding region runs from base 64 to 918 and encodes 284 amino acids. The transcript is spliced from 6 exons. Gene Ontology annotation, biological process: proteolysis. NCBI's taxonomy places the organism in Eukaryota, Metazoa, Arthropoda, Insecta, Diptera, Stratiomyidae. Gene Ontology annotation, molecular function: serine-type endopeptidase activity.
CGGAGGGACCGUAAUCACUCUCUUGUUGAGUUUCUCGAAAGGUGAAAAGUGUUUUACAAUAAAAUGUUUGAAAUUGUUUUGUGGACAUUAAUGCUGAUUGGAGUAUCAGAUCUUGGUGUAUUGACUAGCGCAGAAGAUGAGUCCUGCGUAUGUGGACAGCGCAGCACGUUUAGUUUCCGUAUAGCAGGUGGAAAAGUGGCGAAGGAAGGCUCUCAUCCUUGGCAAGCGGCGAUAUUUAGUCCUCGUAAAGGUUUUGCUUGUGGUGGAUCAGUCAUCACUGACUGGCAUAUCCUUUCGUCUGGCUACUGCAUUAGAGGGCUAUGGUGGGUGAAAGGAUGGAAGGUUCGUCUGGGUACCGUGGAUAGGCUGUCAAACAAGGGAGAGUUAUUUGACGUAACCGAAUGGUUUGUUCAUCCGAAAUACCAUGCCCUUACAGAUACUCCUAUAAGCGAUAUAGUCAUUGGCAAACUCAAUCGGAAGAUUACGUUUGGGGAACUGAUUCAACCGAUUUGUUUGAAUAAUAAUGGCAGAAUUGAUUUGACAAACAGAAGAGCUAUUGCAAUUGGAUGGGGAAUGGAGGAAUCCGAGGGGCCAUUAGUUCGUCGAUUGCGUGAAGCUUCCGUUCCAGUUUCUUCGGAUUGGAGGUGCUCAAAGAGCACAAUAGGUUCGGUUUUCAGGCCCGAAUUAAUGCUAUGCACUUCUUCCUAUCCUAAGGGACCUUGUCCGGGUGAUGAAGGUGGUUCGCUUAUGCUAGAGGUUGAUGAGACCUACAUGAUGCUGAUUGGUAUCAUUUCUUAUGUAGAGGAUUGCGCGGAAUCCACUGGAGUAGUCACUUAUACCAAAGUUUCAGUUUUUCAUAAAUGGAUUGAGAGCGUUACCGCAGAUGCUAAAAAAUGUCAACCCCCACAGUUUGCUUAGGACAAUUUACGCUAAGGGAUCCUCUAUUCAUGCCGAAUUUGUCCUUUGGAAUGACAUACCUAAUCAGUUUCCUUUGUUCACCGUUCCUGCUAUCGUUACUGUCUAGAAGAUUGAAUAUAGGAUCAUUAAAUAUGGAA